AUGUAUGACUCAAGAAGGAAUAUUUUUUGGUUUGCAAUAAUUACUAGGAUAAUAGUUUUAAGUCUACAAUUUAUUUUUAAUAUAUUAUGUCCUGAUCAUUAUGCAGAUGCAUUUAGAAGUCCUAUUGAUCAUUCUGAACGAAUUUCAUUAUAUGACAAUAUAAUUACAUAUUUAUUUAGUGGUCUUGCAAAAUGGGAUGGUGAAUAUUUCUUACACAUUGCAAAAUAUGGUUACACAUAUGAAAAUACCUUGGCUUUUUAUCCAUUGUAUCCUAUGUUAAUUCGAGUUACUGCCAUCUUUAUAAGAACAAUAUUUUUUGUAUUAAAUAUUCAUAGCUCUGUACUUAUUGCAGCUGUGUUAAUUAAUAUUAUAUGUUUUGUAAAAUCUGCUGUUGUAUUUUAUGAUCUCAGUAAGGUAGUAUUAAAAGCAAGUGUAGCUUAUAAAGCAGCAAUAUUGUAUUGCAUAAAUCCAGCUACCAUAUUUUUCUCAGCUAUUUAUUCAGAAUCUUUAUUUGCUUACUUAACAUAUUAUAGUAUGUUAAAAUCCAUUAAAUUAGAUCCAUAUGUAUUUUUUCCAAUAGGUUUAUCCAUUCUUACAAGAUCAAAUGGUAUAGUUAAUGUUGGUUUUCCUGUUUAUUUUGAAUUAAGAAAAUUAUUUUACACUUAUACAGAAAAAGAUGCAAAUUUUUCAUUAAAAGCACUUUAUCAGUUUAUCUUUAAAAUAACUUCUUUAAAAAGUUUUUGUUUGAUAUUUAGUACAAUAAUUACAUCAAUAGUUCCAUUACUUCUAUUACAAAUGUAUAAUUAUAUUAUUUUUUGUAUUCCUAAUUUAAAUCAAACAUUUAUUUUUAAUCAUAUUGCUAAUUCCAGCAUAAUAAACAAUUUAGUGUUGCCUGGUAGUGAUAAUAUAGAAUGGUGUCACUUGAAAAUUCCAGUAGCAUAUUCUUAUAUACAGAAAAAAUAUUGGAAUGUAGGAUUUAUGAAUUACUACAAAAUAAAACAAAUACCAAAUUUUGUUUUAGCAUUUCCAAUAUUAUAUAUUAUGAUUAGAUGCAUAAAGGAAUAUUUUUUUGAACAUAAAAAGUACUUUUAUACAUUGGGAUUUAUUAAAGAUAUUGAACAUAAUGUACAAACUGAAAGAAAAAAAUAUCCAAUUGAAAUGUUAGUAUUUGUUCUUCAUGGUUUAUUUUUAACUGUAUUUUGUAUUCUGUUUGUGCAUAUUCAAGUAAGCACCCGUUUAAUAAGUUCAGCAAGUCCAUUAAUAUAUUGGUAUUGUGCUUUAUCAAUGUCUGACAUAUUUUAUAAUGAUGAUAAUAGUAUAGAUAAUAAUAAAGAAAACAUAUUUUGGAAAUGGAAGGUAUUUUUUUUAACAAUGAAAAGAUAUACUUUGAAAAAUAAACUUAUAUUUUCCUAUUUUCUUGGAUAUGCAGUAGUAGGUUGUUUUAUGUUUCCAAACUUUUUACCAUGGACAUAG
Eufriesea mexicana is the source of this 1473-nucleotide messenger RNA. It is a transcript of the gene PIG-V, whose product is annotated as phosphatidylinositol glycan anchor biosynthesis class V. Gene Ontology annotation, cellular component: endoplasmic reticulum membrane; mannosyltransferase complex. Gene Ontology annotation, molecular function: GPI mannosyltransferase activity; alpha-1,6-mannosyltransferase activity. Lineage: Eukaryota; Metazoa; Arthropoda; Insecta; Hymenoptera; Apidae. The record is from RefSeq and is a predicted model, not a curated record. Gene Ontology annotation, biological process: GPI anchor biosynthetic process. Bases 1 to 1473 code for a protein of 490 amino acids. The transcript has a single exon.